Molecule: messenger RNA, 1809 nt
Organism: Fusarium pseudograminearum CS3096
Lineage: Eukaryota; Fungi; Ascomycota; Sordariomycetes; Hypocreales; Nectriaceae
Exons: 4
Coding region: 1-1809 (602 amino acids)
Molecular function (GO): catalytic activity
Source: RefSeq, a predicted model, not a curated record
AUGAAGCUCCAAUUCCUUGUCUCUUCCCUCAUCAGUCCGUUGGUCACGGCUUUGACCAUUUCCGAGAUCAACGGUGAUCGAUACCUUUCGCCUUACCAGGGAAAGAAUGUCACAGGCGUCGAGGGAAUUGUUACUGCUGUCAGUAGCAAUGGGUUUUAUCUGCGAUCGACCAAGCCUGAUCGUAGCACUGCUACAUCUGAGGGAUUGUACAUUUUUGGAAAGUCGGCCGUCGGAAAUGUUUCUGUAGGCGACGUUGUUACCCUCGAUGGUUUCAUUGAGGAGUAUAGAUCCAACAAGGACUACAUUUACCUCACAGAGCUUUCUUCUCCCAAGAACAUUGUCGUCAAGUCCUCUGACAACAAGUUCAAGCCCAAGGUCAUCGGAAAGGACACCAGCAACCCUCCUGGAAAGGAAUUCUCCAAGCUUGACGACGGCAAUGUCUUUGCCGUGCCCAACAACAAGAGCCUCGUUUCAGUGGCCAACCCCAAGCUGCAGCCCAACUCGUACGGCCUCGAUUUCUGGGAGAGCCUUUCUGGCGAGCUUGUUACUGUUUCAAAGGGGUAUGCUCUUAGCCGACCCAACAGCUUUGGCGAUUUCUGGGUCAGAGGUAACUGGAAGGUCUCUGGCCUGAACAAGCAGGGUGGUUUGACUAUGGUUGGCAGUGAUGCGAACCCCGAGGCUAUCGUCAUUGGCUCACCUCUGGACGGUACAAAGAACCCCGACGACACCAAGCUUGGUGACUUUGUUGGCGACAUCACCGGCGUUGUAACAUACGCCUUUGGUUUCUACCGUAUCCUUCCUCUUACUGCCAUUAAAGUCAGCAAGCGAUCUAACUCUGAGCACCCUGCCGUCAGUUUCACCAGCAAGGGAUCCUGCAAGGGCAUCACCGUCGCUGACUACAACACUGAGAACCUGAACCCCGAGUCUGCUCACUUGCCUCUUGUUGUUGGACAAAUCGUCGAGAAGCUGCGCACUCCUGACCUGAUCUUCCUUCAAGAGGUCCAGGACAACAGCGGUGCUACCAACGAUGGUGUCGUAUCUGCUAACAAGACCCUCGCUGCCCUUGCCGAUGGCAUCGAAGCGGCCAGCGGUGUCGUGUAUGAGUGGGCUGAGGUUGUGCCCGACAACAACGUCGAUGGUGGUCAACCCGGUGGUAACAUCCGUCAGGCGUACCUCUACCGUCCUGAUGUUGUUCAGCUCGUCAAGCCCAACGAGGGAAGUGCCAGUGAUGUCAAUGCUGUUCUCGACGGCCCUACGCUAAAGUUCAACCCUGGCCGCAUUGAUCCCGCCAACUCUGUCUGGGACAACAGCCGCAAGCCUCUUGCCGCUGAGUGGAAGCCUGUCAAGGGCACCAAGAAGUCCUUCUUCACUGUCAACGUGCACUUUGGCAGCAAGGGUGGUUCAUCUUCCAUGCACGGCGAUGCCCGUACUCCUGUUAACAAGGGCGUUGAAAAGCGCACCAAGCAGUCUGAAGUCACUGCUGAUUUCGUUGCACAGAUCCUCAAGAAGGACAAGAAGGCUCACGUUAUUGUGGCUGGUGACUUUAACGAGUUUGCCGACGUUGAACCAAUCGACACUUUUGUCAAGACCUCUGGUCUCGUUGAUAUUGACGAUGCCGCCAAGAUCCCCAUGACGGAGAGAUACACAUACUUGUUCGACAGCAACUGUCAGGCCCUUGACCACCUAUUUAUCAGCAAGGAAUUGCGCAAGGGCAUCAAGUAUGAGCACAUGCACAUCAACACUUGGCAGGACACGGCGGGCGAGGUCAGCGACCACGAUCCUAGCGUUGCCUUGCUUGAUCUGUGCUAG